AUGGGCUUGAGUGCUUCUUCCUCCACCUACCAGGAUUAUGUGACAACCUAUGAGAUCGUGGGUGAAGAGCACAUGCAGCACAAAGAUUAUGUGACAACCUAUGAGAUCGUGGGUGAAGAGCACAUGCAGCACAAAGUGGGUGGUCAGCUUGCCGCUCUGAAGCUCAGACGGAGGAGAGCCAGGGCUGGAGGCCAGCCGGGGUCCCUGAGCACAGCCCUCAUUCCUCUCUCUUUCCCUGGCCAGGUGCUGUUUGCGCUGAACCAGACCCUGUUGCAGCACGAGAGCGUGCGGGCCGGGAGCCUGCAGGCACCCUACACCACGGAGGACCUCAUCAAGCACUACAACUGCGGAGACCUCAACGCUGUCAUCUUCAACCACGACACAUCCCAGCUGCCCAACUUCAUCAACACCACCCUCCCGCCACACGAGCAGGUGACAGCCCAGGAGAUCGACAGCUACUUCCGCCAGGAGCUCAUUUACAAGAGGAACGAGCGCAUGGGGAAGAGGGUCAUGGCCCUUCUGCAGGAGAACGAGGAUAAGAUCUGCUUCUUUGCCUUCGGAGCAGGUCACUUUCUGGGGAACAACACCGUCAUCGACGUUCUACGGCAGGCAGGGCUGGAAGUGGAUCACACACCUGCAGGGCAGGACAUCCACAGCCCUGCCGCCUGGAGCCCAGUGCCCCCUCCCGAGGGGACCUCCACGAGCCCGGCCCCAGUGACCCCAGCUGCUGCCGUCCCCACAGUGCCCUCGGCACCCCCCACCGCCCCACCUGAGGAGGAGGAUCCAGCCCUGUCCCCACACCUCCUGCUCCCUGACAGCCUCAGCCAGCUGGAGGAGUUUGGACGGCAGAAGAAGUGGCACAAGAGGCAGAACAAACACCAGCGGCCGCGGCAGUUCAAUGACCUCUGGGUCCGCAUCGAGGACAGCACCACUGCUUCGUCACCCCUGCCGCCCCUCCAGCCCACGCACAUCUCCGGGACCGCCACGCCCCCCUUCCAGAUCUCAGACCAGCUCCAGCAGCAGGACCUGCCGGGGCCCACCAGCAGCUCAGCACCCCGCUGCUCAUAUCCUACCCUGGGCCUGCUCUCUGUUGUCGCUGCCACCAUCGCCGCCCCUUUCCUGCUGCACACCCUCGGACCCUCCUGACCUCAGCCACCCCAUGAGGAGAAGCCAGAGAAACCAUACAAGGGUCUGUGGUCACACCGCACCUCCCCUGCCACAGCUCCAGGGUGCCCAGCACCUCGAGGGCAGUCCAGACGGGAUGAGUUAGAACACUAGAGCUUUAUUGUACCCAAGUUACAUCUUCUUUUUUGUAGAAGAAUCUUAAUUUCCCAUAGUGCUAUGGGGCUUUUUUGUAAAAUAUGUGUUCAUAUUAAAAAAGAAAAAUGUAUUUAUUCUACCGAUAAAA
Messenger RNA from Galeopterus variegatus (Sunda flying lemur), 1408 nucleotides. RefSeq names its product metalloprotease TIKI2-like. The transcript has 8 exons. Gene Ontology annotation, cellular component: organelle membrane. Gene Ontology annotation, molecular function: Wnt-protein binding; metalloendopeptidase activity. NCBI's taxonomy places the organism in Eukaryota, Metazoa, Chordata, Mammalia, Dermoptera, Cynocephalidae. The coding region runs from base 1 to 1146 and encodes 381 amino acids. Gene Ontology annotation, biological process: negative regulation of Wnt signaling pathway. The record is from RefSeq and is a predicted model, not a curated record.